Messenger RNA from Diuraphis noxia (Russian wheat aphid), 4632 nucleotides. RefSeq lists its product as uncharacterized. Gene Ontology annotation, biological process: DNA integration. Lineage: Eukaryota; Metazoa; Arthropoda; Insecta; Hemiptera; Aphididae. Gene Ontology annotation, molecular function: nucleic acid binding. The record is from RefSeq and is a predicted model, not a curated record.
AUGCAUUAUGUAUUACAAUUUGUAAAUAAUGCAUUUAUGGGGAAUUCCGGUGCCGAAACACCGAAGGUCAUCACUGUAACAGCAGCAGAAUUGCAAMAACUACAUCAUCAUGUUAGUUCACAUGUUAAAGCCUUAGAAGCCCUACAGCAACCUGUUAAUAGUUGGGAUGCUUGGUUAGUUACAUUAAUUUGUUAUAAAUUAGAUAAUACUACUGUUGGGGAAUGGCAACUCCGUCAGAAUACUCGAGAAUUACCAAAGUUUAGUGAACUUGAAACAUUCCUGUUGAAUCGCAUAUCAGCAUAUGAGGUUGGCGAUUUCAACAGCAUCUCCACCAUGGAAGCUGCACAAAGUCAACAUAUGAGACGAGUCCCUCAAAAAAAGKCAUUAUUUAUCAAAGAAAAUAAUCAUAAAAACACAACUAUUWACAAAUGUGUGUUAUGUACAGGUUCUCAUAAAUUGCAUGCCUGUGAUCAAUUCCUGGGAUUGUCAGUUUCUGAGCGUUCAAAGGUAGUUAGYAAUCAUUCUCUUUGUUUUAACUGCUUACAUCCUGGUCAUAGUGCUGCGGUCUGUCGAUAUGGUAGUUGCCAUAAGUGUGGGCGCAAACAUCAUACAAAAUUACAUGAAUACCAGCAUACCCCUAAACCAAGUGACAUCUCAACAAAUGAYUCAGAGCUGCAAGGUGAAGCACAAUCAUCGCACACUUCAAUGCAUGUACAACAACAUAACACAGAAUGCCAAGUUAUGCUAGCAACAGCAAUUGUCAAAAUACACGGAAYAGGAAGUGAACAACAUGAGCUGCGAGCAGUUUUGGACUCAGGAUCACAAAUAAAUUUCAUAACUCGUCGGUGUGCCAAUCUCCUGAGACUAAAAACAUCAAUGUCAWUGUCAAGUAUAUCAGGCAUAGGAACUCUAUCCACCAAGUCUGCCAAACUUGAAUCMACACUYCUAUCAUCACGUUUUGGAUCAUAUCAAACCACUGUUGAUUUGCACGUCUUGCCUGUCAUUACUGGUCAUCUACCAACGAGAACUGUUGACAUCAAUCAAUUCAWUAUCCCAGAUCAAGUUAAAUGUCAGCUUGCAGAUCCYUUAUUUCACAAACCUCAACCAAUAGACCUAUUAUUAGGUGCUGAACUGUUUUUUGAAUUGUUUAUAGGUAACCAUAUCAAACUUUCACCCAAGUCAUUUGCAUGUGAGACAAAGUUGGGUUGGAUAAUCACCGGUUGCAUUCCUGUUAUUGAGUCGUUAGUAUCGCAAUCAUUGGUCUCUACAUCUAUCACAAAUCAGAGUAGCAUUUCCGCACUGUCUCUCCAAAGUCAAAAAAAAAUCACCCAACGUGCUGAAGAAGCUCAAGUUGAAAGUCAUUUUCAAAGUUCAAUUAAAUUUGAUCACAAUGGACAAUUCAUAGUAAAGCUGCCAAUCAAUUGUGAUCCUAGUGUUCUAGGAGAUUCAAAGUAUAUGGCUACAAAAAGAUUCUUGGCAAUGGAACGACGGUUGAUGAGCAACAAAGUCCUAGCAACAGAAUAUGAAAAGUUUAUGACCGAAUAUCUAACCAUUGGUCACAUGGAGAAAAUUCAAGAUACAGACAUAAUCUGUCAACCCAUCACUUACUAUCUUCCYCACCAUGCUGUGGUUAAAGAAAACAGUAUAACAACAAAGACUCGUGUUGUGUUUGACGCAUCAGCUGCUACAUCAACUGGUGUUUCUCUUAAUGAUAUCUUAAUGCGAGGACCUACAGUACAACCAACAUUAUUUCAAAUUAUUCUAAGAUUUCGAUUACAUAACAUAGCCAUCACAGGUGAYAUUGAAAAAAUGUAUCGCCAAGUCAAAGUUGAUCGGUCCGACUGUGACUUACAACGAAUUGUAUACAGGUCAAAUCCAAGUGACCCAUUGCAACAUUAUAGACUUCUAACCGUCACAUACGGAACAAAAUCAGCGCCUUAUCUGGCCACGAGAUGUUUAUCUGAAUUAAGCAAACGUUGCACCGAUCAAGGAAUCGCUAGAAUAAUUAAAGAAGACUUUUAUGUAGAUGACUUGCUAAGUGGUGGAACAACAGUUGAAGAGUGUUUUCAAUAUUAUCAACAACURACAAAUGUACUGAAUCAAGUUAAUUUUCCUAUCAGAAAAUGGUGUUCAAAUUCUGCAGAGUUGAUCGCAAAAAUACCGUCUGCUAAUGAACAACAUUAUUCAUUGCUGUUGGCUGAAGAUGAGUCUAUCACCACGUUAGGACUAACAUGGCUACCAAAUAAAGAUAUUUUWAAAUUUGUACUAAAACCUUGGAAUCCACAAACACGAAUGACAAAGAGGUCAUUGCUGUCAGAUCUACACAAAAUUUACGAUCCACUUGGAUUUAUCACACCAGCAUUAAUAAGAGGCAAGAUUUUCCUCCAACAAUUGUGGACGCUUAAGGUAGAAUGGGAUACAGUUUUACCUCCUGACACACAGCUCAAGUGGACAACAUUUUGCAACAGUCUUAAAUCAAUUGAGAGCMUAUCCAUUCAACGUUUAGUUUUAUGCCAUGCCAACAAACGAAUUAUUACACUUCAUGGUUUUUGUGAUGCAUCUCAAAAUGCUAUCGGAGCAUGUAUCUAUGUACGUUCGAAAACAGCAGAUGCUGAAGACUCAUGGACAAUCGCACUAUACACGUCAAGGUCACGAGUWGCACCUAUUCGUACCACAACCAUACCAAGGUUARAACUCAAUGGUGCAACAGUAUUAGUUGACUUGAUGACUGAAGUUCGAAAAGAGUUCAAGGCCCUUAAUAUAGMCAUCUCUGAUGACAAURUUACAUUGUGGACAGAUUCCUCAAUUGUUUUAUCAYGGAUAAACACAGAUAUUCCCUUAAAAAUGUACGUUUCCAAUCGRGUAACACAAAUUCAUGAGUCRUCAACCAUAGCACAAUGGAGAUAUGUACCAUCACAAGAGAACCCUGCCGACCUCAUWACUCGAGGAGUACCAGCACAGUCUUUAAAAUCAUCAACUCUCUGGUGGAAAGGACCAGARUGGUUAACACUGAACAGUAGCCAUUGGCCUGAAGGUUUUACACAUUYGAUCGAUAUUCCCGAAAUUCGCACCAUCAAGUCUGUUCUCACAGCCACUCAGCCUGUCAGUGUUGACUCAACAAAGGAUUAUAAUUUGUUAAAUCGAUAUUCGAGUUGGACAAAACUCAUUCGAAUAACUGCGUAUAUUCAAAGAUUUUSUAGCAAUUCUAGAUCUGUGAARGCUGAAAGGACCAUCGAUCACCUCCAUGCCUUUGAACUUAUUGCCGCCAAAAAAGUGUGGAUAAAGAUUGCUCAACAAAAUGCAUUUAAACCUGAGAUAAUAUGUUUGGAGCACGGCACCCAACUAUCUCGGCGAAGUAAACUUAUUCGACUAAGUCCCUUUAUUGAGAACGGCAUCAUCAGAGUGGGAGGAAGAUUACAACUAUCACAAUUACCUGCCAAUCAGCGACAUCCUGCAGUUUUACCAAAAUCACAUCGUAUAACUCAACUCAUUUUCGAACACUAUCACAAACAAUAUUUACAUGCUGGUCCCCAAAAUCUGCUCAAUAGGGUMCGCCAAGAAUUUUGGCCUCUUAAUGCAAGAGACACAGCUCGACGCAUUGUACAUAACUGCAGCACAUGUUACCGAGCCAAACCUCACACAUUCAAACCAACGAUGGGAAAUCUACCGCAACUUCGAGUGACUCCAAGCCGUCCAUUUACUGCAACGGGCAUUGAUUUUGCUGGCCCCAUCAGUCUGCAUUCAGGUCCUCGCAAUAGAACUGUUACUAAGGCUUAUAUAGCAGUUUUCAUAUGCUUCAGCACUCGUGCAAUUCAUUUAGAAGUUGUUAGCAGUUUGACUUCCCAAGCUUUCUUAGCAGCKUUACGGCGUUUCUUUUCUCGACGAGGCCAGAGUUCACACAUAUAUUCAGAUAAUGGYACUAACUUYUGUGGCGCUAACGCUGAAUUGAAACGUCUUUAUAAGCAUCCAUGUGAUAACAAUAAGACUGUUGUAGAGACAUUAGCACAAGACGAAAUUCAGUGGCACUUCAACCCUCCAAGUGCACCACAUAUGGRUGGUCUCUGGGAGGCAGCUGUUAAAUCUACCAAACACCAUCUCAUAAGAACAYUAAAAUCAGCUAARCUCAAUUUUGAAGAAUUAGCCACAUUAYUGUGCCAAAUUGAAGCAUGUCUAAAUAGUAGACCAUUGACCCCUCAGUCAAGUGAUCCUGAAAGCUUUGCAGUACUAACACCUGCCCACUUCUUAGUAGGAGGUUGUUUAACGCUACCUCCAGAUGUACAACUUCCUGAGAAGCCUAUUAACUAUCUAAAGCGAUGGCAUAUUGUUCAGGGAAUGAUGCAAGGUUUUUGGCGCAGAUGGUCGACCGAAUAUCUUCGCACAUUGCAAGUCAGGUCGAAGUGGAAUGUAGUUACCAAAGAUGCAGUCAUCAAACUUGGAGAUUUAGUACUAAUUGUCGAAGACAACCAACCUCCGCUAACUUGGCGCACUGGCCGAGUUACACAGCUUCAURCGGGCUCUGAUGACAUUGUUCGUGUUGUAACAGUUACCCUGCCUGGCAAUAAGUCAUUACGUCGGCCUCUAGUAAAACUAUGUCCACUGCCCUAUGUCAAUGCUGAAGAAACUUCAACAUAA